Messenger RNA from Cyphellophora attinorum, 690 nucleotides. RefSeq lists its product as uncharacterized. Gene Ontology annotation, molecular function: DNA-binding transcription factor activity, RNA polymerase II-specific; zinc ion binding. Bases 1 to 690 code for a protein of 229 amino acids. The transcript has a single exon. NCBI's taxonomy places the organism in Eukaryota, Fungi, Ascomycota, Eurotiomycetes, Chaetothyriales, Cyphellophoraceae. The record is from RefSeq and is a predicted model, not a curated record. Gene Ontology annotation, biological process: regulation of DNA-templated transcription. Gene Ontology annotation, cellular component: nucleus.
AUGGCGCAUGCGUGUUUACAAUGCCGCGAGCGCAAGCUCAAAUGCGCUAGAGAUGGGGAUUACGAUCAGCCAUGCAGAAGAUGUCGGAGAGAGUCGAAACGAUGUCGGCUGCCUCCAGUGAAGAGGAAGAGGUACGAUUUGGACUAUCCGGUCUCACCCAACAACGACCAUCAAGGUCCGACAUCCAUGAGCCGCGAAACCUCAGCUUCAGUGUCCGCUGGAAGAUACCCACAGAACCUUUCCACGAACAACGGCAUCGGGCACGAGUACGCAUUUCCACACCAGCAAUUCAAUUACCCAGCAUUGCCAUCCAAUCCCUCUGUCAGCUACAACGAUGAUAUGCUCGCGGAAAGUGGCGACUACAUGUUUAGCUUGGAAGCUGCGCACUUUUGGGACCUCAUGCCGGUCACCUACAGCGAGACAAUGGCGGACCUAAGCCAAGCCUACCAGAACCAAUACUUCGCCCCAGCCAAAGUCUCACCAGCGAAUCUGUCGACCGAGGGAAGCAGUUAUGGUAGCGCCAGCUAUGAUGGGCUGGCCUCGACAUACAGCGUCCCACAAGAGGUUGCCAAGCCGAUCGCAACAUCUCAUGCUACAGCUUCGCGCACAACAGUUCCAGUAUCGUCUGGGCCCAUACAUAUCACUGGUUGGCGGCCGAAGACGAGCUCCAACUUCAUCAGGUCUCGCUAG